Perca flavescens (yellow perch) is the source of this 627-nucleotide messenger RNA. Its product is annotated as hydroperoxide isomerase ALOXE3. The transcript has 4 exons. Gene Ontology annotation, molecular function: oxidoreductase activity, acting on single donors with incorporation of molecular oxygen, incorporation of two atoms of oxygen; metal ion binding. Lineage: Eukaryota; Metazoa; Chordata; Actinopteri; Perciformes; Percidae. Bases 175 to 576 code for a protein of 133 amino acids. The record is from RefSeq and is a predicted model, not a curated record. Gene Ontology annotation, biological process: lipid oxidation.
AGGUUUGUGCAGGGAGUGCUCAGCUUCUACUAAAAGAAUGAUGCUGAGGUCCAGAAAGACUCUGAACUGCAGAAGUGGAUUUCAGACAUUUUUGAACAUGGAUUGCUUUCCCAAACCGGCACAGGAAUUCCACAGAGCUUUACCACCGUGGCUGAGUUGGUCAAGUUUGUCACCAUGGUGAUCUUCACUUGCUCAGGACAGCACUCAGCUGUGAAUAGUGGACAGUAUGACUAUGAUGCCUGGAUGCCCAACACUCCCAUCUCUCUGCAACUUCCUCCACCAACCACAAAGGGGAAAACCAGCGAGGCCACGAUGCUGCAGACAUUCCCUGACAUCAACGCAACAGUUCAGGGAAUGGCCACCAUGUGGCUACUCAGCAAGCAGUCGUCUGACUUCGUCCCUCUUGGCAAAUACCCAGAGGACCAUUUCAGUGAGAAGAUUCCCUGCAAGCUGAUAAAGGCUUUUCAAGGAGAUCUUGAAGUGUUAAGUGCGGACAUCAAAGCCAGAAACGAGAGGCUGGAGGUCCCAUACACAUACAUGGAUCCCAAAAAGCUAGAAAACAGCGUGGCCAUUUAAAUAUCAGAAGGUGUGACUGCCUCAGCUGUUGGCCAAAUUCAGCUUCAUAUU